Cuculus canorus (common cuckoo) is the source of this 1687-nucleotide messenger RNA. RefSeq names its product sterile alpha motif domain containing 13 (gene SAMD13). The record is from RefSeq and is a predicted model, not a curated record. The coding region runs from base 137 to 445 and encodes 102 amino acids. Gene Ontology annotation, molecular function: protein binding. The transcript is spliced from 4 exons. Lineage: Eukaryota; Metazoa; Chordata; Aves; Cuculiformes; Cuculidae.
GUCACGGCGCCGGGAGCCGGGCGGGGCCGCUGUCACACCGAGCCGCCCCCGGGGCGGGAGCCGGGGCGCUCCCCGCAGCGAUGCUUCGCUCUAGUUGCUCCUAGUUGCUGGAGUAAAAGAAACCUCUAUCCUCCCCAUGCUAAUGGUUGACAUGGAAAACAAGGAAAAUGGCUCUCUGGAUGUCAAAAAUUCAGUAGAGAACGGGAGACCUCCGGAUCCUGCUGACUGGGCUGUUAUUGAUGUUGUGAAUUACUUCAGAACAGCUGGAUUUGAAGAACAAGCCAAUGCUUUUCAAGAACAGGAAAUUGAUGGCAAAUCAUUACUGUUGAUGACAAGAAAUGAUGUACUGACUGGACUGUCAUUAAAACUGGGGCCUGCGCUGAAAAUCUAUGAAUAUCACGUAAAACCUCUACAGACACAACAUCUAAAGAACAACUCUUUAUAGCGAACUGUCUGAUUGGGGCCCUGUUGUGCCUCAAACAAUAAAUAAGCAAUUUGGUUUCAUGUGAUGGAACUUUGUAAAGAGAGAAUAUAUCUAUUAAGAAUUUAAACCAAAUGACAAUAUAUAUCCUAUUGGAUAGAGUUGGCAGUAUACUGAGCCUGAACUGAGAGAGGCGGGGUGUAUUUUUUACAUAGUACAUAAUGAUUUUCUCUUUUAGGAAUUGUCAGUGGGCAUGUUGAGAUCACUGUAUCCAGAACAAAGGGGAGGUAUGUCAUUCUCAUUUUCAAGCCAGACAUAUUCUUAGUGUCAUGAAUUAAAAUACCAAAACCCCCCCCGAAUAAAGUUUACAGAGAGAAAUCAAUUAAAGUAGGUUUUCGUUUACAUUAAAGGCCUACUAAAAUUCUUACUACUUAUAAUUUUAGGAUGGGACUGACGCUUGCCAACUCACCCUUUUUUGCAGAGGGUCCUAUUUUGACCUUAUUAAGGUUUACUUGUGGUAUGCUGCAAUGUUUAAAGCUGUACAUACAACUACCAUAACCCCUUCGAUAACAGAAGGCAUUGCCAACAGGUGAAACUGGGUUGUGUAUUUUUUGCUGUCCUUUAAACUUUCAGCUUGUUUUCACCUGGUUUUAAUAGUUCUCUGUAAAGUAUAGUUGGUUUUUAAACAUCUGUGUUGCUUUGCAAAACAAAACAAGCUUCAUUUUAUUCCUUUUUUAAUUUAUGAUAACUUGUUUUCUAACGUUAUGCAGAAAUUUGUAAAAAGAGUAAAACUCUGCACAUUUUUAAUAUUGUCUGUUAUUGCUGUUGUAGUGGUUGAUUUUCUUUUUAAAUGCUUUACUUAACGGUUUGAACUCUUGUUUUAAAAACUGAAAGAAGCUGUCUCGUCACCAUACAUCUCUGUUAAAAGAGAGUCUUGUUCAAUCUCUUUGUACCAGUUCCCUAUUUGAUAGGUUGCUUGCUGUAUCCCAAUAAAGCAUUGCUUAUGUUUUGAUUCAGUUUACUUUACAGAUCUUUUCCUUUCUCUGUUUCUUUGUCGUGGUGUAUUGGAGCUCUCGUUUCUCUCCCUUUUCCCAAUUAAAAAGGUACCAAAACCUACUUAAUAUUCUAUGCGAUUGCUUUUAACCCCACCUGCUGAGAUAUUUAAAGACUUAAUUGUCUUUGUUUUUUCUUAUCUAGUGUUACAUUCUGCAGAAGGAGAAGCCCUGGUCACAGUUCACCAAUAACAUCUGUGCUUCUGUUAUCCCU